This is a messenger RNA of Epinephelus lanceolatus (giant grouper), 2523 nucleotides long. The record is from RefSeq and is a predicted model, not a curated record. Lineage: Eukaryota; Metazoa; Chordata; Actinopteri; Perciformes; Serranidae.
AUGCUACAGGAGCACUACACUCUGAGUAUCUGGGAGACCCUGCUGCCAUGGCAACAACGUAAGGAAGAGGAGGGGCUGGGGGAUCUUGCAGAAGAGGCUCUGGAGUCAGGUGACAUGCUUGGUUUGGCUGAGCUGCCAGGAGCAUUCAGGAUAUACAGGCUGGACAGAGAGAGCCUGAGACUGUUGUGUCUGUACAUCAGUUUGGCAACUCUCAGAGCUCAGAGAGAAAACAUGUCCUACAGCGCUCUUCUGGCAGCUCGGCAGUCCUGGGAGACAUGGCCACAUGUGAAGAGUCCCUGCAGAGCAGAGCACGCAGCUCUGUGGCUACAUGAUGACAAGGAGGAGCAAAAGAAGGACUUCUCUUCUGUCUCAGUAUCACCACAGCAGCAGGCAGUGCUGCAGUUGCUGGUACUGACUCAGGAGCAGGAGAGGAAGCACCUGGUCAAGUUGGCAAAUGGGGUCUCCGUAGAGGAUUUGCAGGAGCCAGGUUGCACGGUGCCUGCAAAAGAGGAUAAUCAUCAACAAGCUGCUUUCAGAAGUGGCUGUAUCAAAAAGCUGAGGCAAAUCCAUGCCAGUCUGCAGACACCCAAUGAGACUCAAACCCCCUUAAAGCAAACAAGCUUUCAGGCACAGCCCCAAAUUCAGGCCCACAUAAGCAGUAAUCCAGCAAUGUGGUACCAACACCAGCUGCAGGAUUAUUCCCUGCUCCUCUUGACCCAGCUGAUGGAGCUCCAGGAGGUCCAAGCUUCUGCAUUACUGCCAGCACUGAUUGACAAGAGUGCACAGCGGCUCCACGCUCUAAGAGAUGAGUAUGCAUCUGAACUUCAAGCACCACGCUACACCAACCUACUCCACCUGAUCUCAGACACCCCUCUUACUUCACUCACUCCUUAUCCAAAGUUAACCGAAAAUAGCAGCAGUGAGCAAAUCACAGCUCAGUCCUGCCGCAGUGGACUGGACGAUGCUCAAAAUGGCACCGGUGGGCCGGCUGAAGCUCCAACAGUGGAUUCAAUCAGAGGGGCCAGUAGAGAACUAAAUGUGGUGCAACCUGCAGAGCGGACCGAUGUCUGUGCAGGUUGUGGAGCGGUCAUGGAGGACCUGCCCUACUUGGAGAUCUUGUGUGUAUCAGAUGCAACAAGUAAUACCCAUCAGAGUCUCGCUGCAGACGGAGAAGCCCAGGAGGAAAAGGUGGGCAGUACAACAAAGAGCCCCCAGAGUUAUGAGAAACAGGGCUCACUGAUCGCCCUCGCUUGGAGCAAACCACCAGAGGAUGACACUGACUGUGAGGCUGCAGUCAGAGGCACGGGACAGAGACAGGGUGUACAGCCAAGUGACACAAGCGGCACAGCUGGGCACACACAGAGUGAGGAGACGUCAGGAGAGAGUGACAGAGAGGAGAUGAAACCCACAGGUCAUCCUUGCAGCACAGUAGGACAGUUGACCUUGGAGGAGAGAGCAGCAGCUGAUCACACAGGGAAGAGAGAACCUGAAGGUGACCUGCAAACACAUGCUUUGGUAGCAGAGACCGUGCAGGAUUUACACGCACAUCUCUUGGUUGAUCCUGCUGAGAUGAAGCAGCAUGCUGGUGACUUCUGCUUUGAACUGACCCUUGAGACAGCUAAUGCAGACAGAGAAGUGCUUGCGGAGGAAAUGUGUCCAACUGCAACAGAGUCAGAGCUGUGGGAUCUGAGAGGGCCUGACUCUGCCCAUGCUGAAGCCCAGAAAUAUAAUACAUCAGCCACGGUUGACUGUGGCCCUGCAAAAAGGGAGGCCACACUGAUGGAGAGAGAACGAACAACAGAACCAGUCUCUGCGCUGGAGAGAGAAAGGACGAUGCGCAACCUGGUGGACAUGCAAAGAAAGGUCGAACAGAGGCAGCAGAGAGACAGAGAGAGACAGCUGCUGAGGGUUCAGGAGCGGCUGUUGAUCAUCCAAAACAGGAAGGCAGAGGAAGACUUGCUCGGCCUGAAACACACAGACAGGCUGCGGCACCUCACACAAGAUCUACCACAGGAGGAUAAGAAUCAGCAGAAGACAGUUGUUAGAGAGCGGCUGGAGCAGCUGAGAAGAGAGCGCUCAUAUGUCAUGCAGUCCAAACGUGACCGGAAUACUGCAGGAUUUAAGGAACUCCUGGGUCCAGUAGCUCUCCACAGCAGAGACACAGAUGAUGGAGCAGACUGAGAAACUACAGCUGCUUGAGUUUAUGUCUAAUUAAAGGUAUACUUCACCCCCCAAAUGACCAUUUGUAUAUCAAUAACUCACCCUGUGUUACGUUAAAUUUACGACGCCUCGCAAAGUUCCAGUGAACAUAGAAAAUUCUACAUGAAUUUAAGUCAUAUGCGACGGCAUUUAAAGGAAUACUUCACGCACAAAAUGACCAUUUGGAAAUCAGAAAGUCAUGCCGUGUUACCUUUCCUUGUUUACCUCUCUGCCUCCACAGAUAUGAUGAGCAUAUGGAUUACUUCAUUGAUUGGGGACCAUGUUUAAUGAGAGCAAAACUAUAUCAAACAUUCAUUUUCCGUA